UGACGCUGCAGGAAAAUUAGCUUUUUCUAUGGAGGAUCCCUUUACUUUUGUGCAUGCGUGAAAGAAUAGCGCUGACAUUGGCUCCUGGCAGGUGAAGCUGAUGAGGAGCAUACUGAAGAGGAUGGAGUGCUCACAAGAUACAGGUUCAGGAACAGAUGGAUUUUCCUGUUCGUAGGAAAGGAAAACCAAACAAGGGCGGUGGCAGAAAACCUCGGGGUGGAAGAGGUGGUUCUGGUGGAAGAGGUGGUUCUGGUGGAAGGGGAACAAGCAGGGCACAAGCAGGGGGUGGAGGAGGCGGCAGCAAAAAGAGCUCCGCUAAAGCUUGGGAUGAUGGAGAUGACAUCUGCUUCUCAAGCAAGCCAAUGGUCGCUUCAAGACCUAGCUACGCUCCUAGGCGUACAUCACAACCUCGCAUUAACUCUGCGGCCAGCACACCACUUCAGACUUUGCACAUGACCACUGAAAAUCAGGAGCGGCUCAAGGCCCUUCUACGUGAUCUCCAAGGAAAUGAAUUGGAUGCAGUUACUGAAGAUGUGGGAUCUGAGUUAGAAGAUGAAUAUGAUGAGCCAUGUUCUCAAGAUGAUGAUGAUGACGAAGAUGUAGACUGUGAGAAUGAUGACCGUGAAGAAGAAUGUACCUUUGACUUCUGGUCCUCAGCUACCAAAAUUGCUCCAGAUCCUUCUACCAAAGUGUUACCAGAAGCAAUGAUAUCAACUUUUGCUAUUGGCAAACUGUCUAGGUAUGGUUUUGACAGAGAGAGGUGUGUAGUGGCAUUACAAUCCCAUGACAGUGAUGUUGGGACAUCCCUGGAGCAUUUGCUACAGCAGUGUUUUUCGGAAACUUUCGGCAUCCAGACAAAGACUCCGAGGGCUGCUUCCGAAGUCAGCAUGGAGGAUUGCCUAGCGUGCCGGCAGGAAGAGUCUUUUGUUCUGAGCUCAAUCUGUGGAGAUAAAUUUAUUGAGAGAAUCCCAAACAGAGUAUGGACUGUUGGACUAGAGAUGGAGUAUCUGACAAAAAGACUCCAGACUCCUCGUAAACAGGAACAUGCUAAAGAUUUGGGGAAUAACAACAUUUGUAGAUUUUUCCAAAGAGGAGAGAACUGCCGCUUUGGAUCAAAAUGCAGAUUUAAGCAUACUGCUCCAAAGCAGAUUGUCAAGGAUGACUCUCACCUUAAUGUCUACAGGGAUAAUAAAUAUUUGUAUGAGCUGGAAAUUCGAUUUUUGAAAGACAAUAAAUACCCAUACCAGGCACCGCUGAUUGCGUUUUACUCUGUCAAUGAGCACCUCCAAAUGGGAUGUCGCCUGCAUAUAGCAGAGUACCUUUAUGAAAAGGCCUUGACCAUUGCACAGAGCGGUGAACCUGCAGUAUUCUCCCUUGCUAGCUGUUUGGAGGAAGAAGAUGAAAUAGUCAAGUUACUUGCCAACACUCAUCACAGAUACAGCAUCCCACCACCUCUAUUUACAGCCCCCACGGAAACCAAGAAAAAUCCACCCAUAACCAUCAACAAACCAAUUAUUCCAGAGAAACAAUCUAUUCCAAACCGUUCAUCAGAAGUGAAGAAGGAACCAAAAAUGAUCAAGACAGAGGUAAAUAAAGCGACCUGUACGGAAGAGAUUGAUGACUUGGACUUGGAAACUGUGCUGGUCGAGAAUGAAAGCUAUGUUAAUCUGAAGAAAAAACAGACCAAGAAAUACAACUGGUCCCCCAAGUCUUUUCAUAUUGAGAACGCCAAAAUCUGCACAAACUUCCGUGUCAAGCAGUCCAACAAACGCUACCAGGCAAUGCUGCAAGAGAGGCUGAAGCUUCCAGCAUGGGAGAAACAAGACACAAUUCUUCAACUACUAUCCAGGCACCAGGUUCUGGUUGUGAGUGGAAUGACUGGAUGUGGUAAAACCACACAGAUUCCACAGUUUAUACUUGAUGCUUCUUUACAAGGGUCUUAUGACCACGUGUCCAACAUCAUCUGUACACAGCCUCGUAGGAUAUCUGCCAUUUCUGUUGCUGAACGUGUGGCCCAAGAGAGAACAGAGAGAGUCGGGCUGUCUGUUGGAUACCAGAUAAGACUGGAGAGUGUCAAGUCAGCAGCUACCAGGCUGUUGUACUGCACUACUGGUGUGCUUCUGCGGAGGCUGGAAGGAGAUACUACACUGCAUGGUGUCACCCAUGUCAUUGUGGAUGAAGUUCACGAGAGGACCGAAGAAAGUGAUUUCUUGCUGCUAGUAUUAAAAGAUGUGAUGGUACAGAGACCGGAUCUUAAAAUUAUGUUAAUGAGUGCAACCCUGAACGCUGAGCUCUUCUCACAAUAUUUCCAUGGUUGCCCCAUGGUACAUAUACCAGGUCGCACUUUUCCAGUUGAUCAAUACUUUCUAGAAGAUGCCAUUGCAAAAACUAGGUAUGUGGUGGAAGAUGGUAGUCCAUAUCAUCGUUCUACAAAGCUUCCUCCUGGAAAGUACUCUGGACAGAAGCAGAAAGGAAAGAGUUAUGGAGACUUGAUGGAUGAUCUGGAUCAGGCUAUUAACUCCUCAUUAAGUAUCCAGGAAACCACAGUGGUGAAGGACUCUAUUCCAGACCAACAACUGAGCUUUAAAGAACUCUCCACUCGUUAUCAUAGUGUCAGCAAAUCUGUUGUUAAGACAUUAUCUGCCAUGGAUUUGGAUAAAAUAAAUUUGGAGUUGAUUGAAGCCUUAUUGGAAUGGAUAGUGAUUGGCAAACAUUCAUACCCACCAGGUGCUGUUUUGGUAUUCUUGCCUGGGUUGGCAGAAAUUAAAAUGCUUUAUGAGCAGCUCCAAUCAAAUGCCUUGUUUAGUAACAGACACAAGAACAAGUGUGUGAUUUAUCCUCUGCACUCAUCCCUGUCCAGUGAAGAGCAGCAGUCUGUUUUCAUAAGGCCGCCUCAAGGUGUGACCAAGAUAAUUAUCUCCACCAAUAUUGCAGAAACAUCCAUCACUAUUGAUGACGUGGUAUAUGUCAUUGACUCUGGAAAAAUGAGAGAGACAAGGUAUGACCCAUGUAAAGGUAUGGAGAGCUUGGAGGAUACAUGGGUUUCACAAGCCAAUGCUUUGCAGAGGAAAGGAAGAGCAGGACGUGUGGCCUCCGGGGUCUGUUUUCACCUCUUUACCAGCCAUCACUAUGAGCAUCAACUGUUAGAACAGCAGCUGCCAGAGAUCCAGAGAAUUCCUCUAGAACAGUUGUGCUUGAGAAUAAAGAUUUUGGAGAUGUUCUCAGAGUGCCGUCUCCAAUCAGUUUUGAUGCAAUUAAUAGAGCCCCCACGGAUAGAAUCUCUCCAGGCUUCCAAGCUUCGUCUUCAGGACCUUGGGGCUCUUACGUCAGAGGAAAAGCUUACCCCCCUUGGGUACCAUUUGGCGUCUCUCCCGGUUGAUGUGAGAAUCGGGAAACUAAUGCUUUUUGGUGCCAUAUUUCGAUGCCUUGAUCCUGCUCUCACUAUUGCGGGUAGUCUGGCUUUUAAAUCUCCUUUUGUCUGUCCCUGGGACAAAAGAGAAGAUGCUAACAAGAAAAAGCAAGAAUUUGCUAUAGCAAGCAGUGAUCAUCUGGCCCUUCUUCAGGCUUACAAGGGAUGGAGUUUGGUCAUGAAGGAGAGUUCUCGAGCAGCUUAUCAGUAUUGCAGAGAUAACUUCUUAUCCAUCAGAGUGCUGCAGGAGAUCGCCAGCUUAAAGAGACAGUUCACUGAGCUUCUGUCUGACAUUGGGUUUAUCAAGGAAGGUUUGCGGGCCAGAGAUAUUGAGAAGAGGUGGGCUUACAAAGGAGAUGGUGUUCUGGAGGCAACUGGGGAAGAGGCAAAUACCAAUGCAGAGAAUAUCCGGUUAAUGUCGGCAAUGUUAUGUGCAGCUUUGUACCCUAAUGUAGUCCAGGUGAAGACUCCAGAAGGCAAAUUUCAGGUGACCAGAGCAGGCGCGGUGAAAAUGCAGCCAAAAGCCGAAGAAUUAAAAUUUGUUACAAAGAAUGACGGUUAUGUUAACAUUCACCCAUCUUCAGUAAAUUACCAGGUGAAACAUUUUGAAAGCCCGUACCUGAUAUAUCACGAGAAGAUAAAAACCAGCCGUGUGUUUGUUCGGGAUUGCAGCAUGGUAUCAGUCUACCCUCUUGUACUCUUUGGUGGGGGACAAGUUAAUGUUGAACUCCACAGAGGUGAAUUUAUGAUUUCCUUAGAUGAUGGAUGGAUCCGUUUUGCAGCUGCUUCAUAUCAGGUGGCAGAGUUGGUAAAGGAACUACGGAGCGAGCUUGAUCAGCUAUUACAGGAUAAAAUAAAAAACCCAACUAUGGAUCUGUGUACCUGCCCCCGAGGAUCUCGUAUCAUUGCCAUGAUUGUUAAGCUUGUCACCACUCAGUAAACCUUCCAAUGCAGUCUGAAGUUUUCAGUGCUUUUUAAUCCUAAACCAAACAAUGUGAGCAGAGUAUGAGUUGUGCCUCUGCUUGCACAACUGACUUAGAAAUAUUGAAAUAAAUCAUAUUUAUAAGAAACUAUGACUGCAGGGAUAAAAAUGCCAAGUCCUAUGCUACUAGAAAGGCCUAAUAGCUACUUUCCACUGCCAGCCUUGUGUAUACACGGCACAUUUACCAGGCGUGAAUUUCCAAUGGAGAGUUUCAUCCCUGUUCUACUUGUAAUGUUAAUACAAUCAAAAUGUUAAUAAAGGAAAAGUGAACUGUGGAGCAGAGGUGUUUGGGACAUGCAAACACAACUUUUUCAGUUCCUUGAAAAUUUUGCAACUCCAGUCAAGUGCAAGUGUGUUUUCUCAUGUCAAAUUGAAGGCCUCUGUAUUACACUUUUUAUUGUAAUAUUUUAAUGUCAUUUUUCUAA
Molecule: messenger RNA, 4816 nt
Organism: Pelobates fuscus (common spadefoot toad)
Lineage: Eukaryota; Metazoa; Chordata; Amphibia; Anura; Pelobatidae
Gene: DHX57
Product: DExH-box helicase 57
Exons: 24
Coding region: 156-4349 (1397 amino acids)
Cellular component (GO): intracellular anatomical structure
Molecular function (GO): helicase activity; metal ion binding; RNA binding
Source: RefSeq, a predicted model, not a curated record